This is a messenger RNA of Linum trigynum, 303 nucleotides long. Lineage: Eukaryota; Viridiplantae; Streptophyta; Magnoliopsida; Malpighiales; Linaceae. The record is from the annotation of a GenBank genome assembly.
AUGAACACUGACGGGGCGGCUCAAGGCAGCCCGGGAAUCGCCUCCGCCGGCAGAGCACUUCGUGAUUCACAAGGCACGUGGCUGGGCGGCUUUUGCAGCAAGAUGGGUAAUGGUACAUCCAUUAUGGCCGAGCUCUGGGGGAUUCUUCAGGGACUUCAAUUGACUUGGAAGAAAGGUAUUAGAUUCCUCAUCCUCGAAUCGGACUCUCAACUCGCUUUGGAUUUGAUUAAGAACAGGACGGAUGCAGCUCAUCCACAUGCCACUAUUCUUGGAUUGAUUCGUCGUCUUCUCGCUCAAGGCUAG